Racocetra persica is the source of this 527-nucleotide messenger RNA. The record is from the annotation of a GenBank genome assembly. NCBI's taxonomy places the organism in Eukaryota, Fungi, Glomeromycota, Glomeromycetes, Diversisporales, Gigasporaceae.
AUGUAGAUGUUUGGUCACCCUCAGAUAAUCCUACACAACAAUCCCCGGAAAUAUUCGUCUUUUCGCCUGGGAGUAAGGUCGGUAACGUCAAUAGCAACCUGCCCAACAACCACAUCAUCAAUGACAACGAUACCCCUUCUUUUUUACUAUCGCCUCCAACCGUUAUAUCCUCCAUUCCAUCAAUUGAUCAUCCUCCUUGUUUUCCUUCCAUUGAUGUUGAUAAUUUAUAUGAACAUCCAAACAUGCAUACAGACUUAACAAAUAAUUAUUCUAAUAUGGUUUCAUUCCAGAGCUUACAAUAUGGUACUACUACUCUCCACAUGUCUCCAGCUACGACCACUGGUACUUUUGACACACCUCACAUAUCUCAAAUCACAACACCUUUUUCCAGCCCGCAUAAUGGGACAAUAUCCCCUCUCUGUGGAACAACACCUCAUCAAUCCCCAGAUGUCGACGAUGUCGACCUCGGUCAAUUUACAAACAUAACUAGCCAAUCAGACAAACUUCUGUCUAUGAUUCCUGAUUGA